AUGGGGAAAUCGGAGUUGAUACCCAAAAUACAGCCAAAGAAGAGGGUACGGCCAGUCUCCAAUCCCCUCUAUACUAAUGAAGAGGCCUUUUUCUGCAACAUCCUCAAGCAUCAUCAUGUGUGCCCAGGAGAACAGUUUCCUGCCUUCGACCGCCUCUAUUCUGUAUCUUUAGAGCACGGAGAAGGUUUCUAUUUGGGAUGUCAAACAUUCUAUACCUUCACGUUGGAAUUCAUGGAUCCAGAAAAAUGUGAGAAAUCUACCGAGAUUGCACCUCCUACUUGUCAAGUUGUGGUUCGGCCCAAGUCUUACAAAAAGCCUGCUAAAUAUGACAUUCAACAAUUGACGCCGAUUGAUGAGUCCAGUGAGUCCACCGAAACUAUUGAAGAGAGAACGAGAAAUGGUCGGCCAUGCUUCUCAAUGACAAUGUUCCCUAGACAAGAUUUCGAUCAUCGGCAAGAUGAACAGCUCGGAGUGGUCUCUUCACAAAUGCCUGCUACAAUUCCGAACAAUAAAACUUUAUUACUCGGAAUCCCACAUUAUUCAAUCCCUCCUUUAUCCCCAAUGUCGAAAAUGAUUCAGGAUCUUGAGUACCCAUCAUUAUUGGUACCCACAGAGACCUGUUCAAGCGAAUCACUUGAUUCAAUUCAUGGUCAAUUGUUGAAGCCAUCAAUCGCCGAAAUCAAUGGAAUUGAAUCAAGUAAAGACAAUGGACUCCACGCCAUCUCUAUUCACUCAAUUUCAGCGAACCCCGCACCAAAGGUACCUGAUGAAAUUCAACCGACGUCCCAGUUUCCUAAUCUUAUAUACGAUACUCGAACCGAUAGAUACAUCGAGAAAUCAAAGGCUGGAAUCGAAGAAUACUCUAGACUCAAUGACGAUCUAGCAGUUGAUAGCAUGCACACAACGACUCAUGAAGCGAGGGGAGAGAAAGGCAUGGUCGUGAGCCGAAUAGUGGACCAUCCUGAGGCGGCAAUUAUGAAAUACACAAAUUCAGAUGGUACAAUGGGAAUUCGACCUUUGAGGAUGAAGUCACAAGUUCAAGACAAUGGUUUAUACCGAGAAUUUAAGGUUGGACUCGGAAACGAAAGUGCGGAAGACGUUGUUAAACGACAUUUGCGAAUGGCUUCAGAGCCAGAACGACUUGUGAUUCCAGGAUCAGAUCAGCAUAUUGGCCCAUUGAGAGCCGAUACAAUACCGAUCAAGAGAAUCGCGAGACAUUCAUCUGCGAAUUCGUCCCGGAAACUUGAAGACUCUCCGACCUUAUCCCGCAGAAAUUCCCGCCGCAGGAAGGCCGGCCCAAUCUACUUGCCGGCUUGUAGCGAGAACAGAGAUGGAAGUCCAAAAAGACCCCUUUUCACUCCAGUCAAUACAAGAUCGCCAUCACCAAGAGCUCAUCCAGUUCGUUCGCCUCCACCAAUGGAUCGUCCAUAUCGUCAUAUGAGUCAACUAUCCAUAAACAACGCACCUGGUAUUGAUAGCCCCUCAACACAAGAUCGUGGUUCGGUUGAAAGUGAUAUUUCUUCAGUCGCGGUUGAUGUUACUUCUUUCGUACCGCCAAGAGCCACUACACCAUCUCCAGCCAUUGAUAUCACUUCUGUCAUGCCACAGUUAAAGACUACCAAGUCCCCAACUAUUUCUGGGAGCCCAAUAAAGGUUCCAACCUAUACCCUUAGCCUCCCUAAUAUCUUCUCAUCUCCAUCACCAAUUGCUCCACCACCUAAAGUUGCAUCCGCAGUUCCCGCUGCUCCCAUGUCGAAGUCCAAUUCUACAAACAUCCUAUCUGCCCCUAUCUUCAAUCAGAUAAGACAUGGUAUCACUUCAUCGAUAUACUCCCUUCACAUCCCUGAAUCCUUUCCUCACAAUAAUGUUCAUAUACAGCCUCAGAUUUCCAGGAUUCCCAGCGUCCCAUCUCCACCAACUACGCCAACGGCUAGCCUUUUUCGGUCCGACACAACCAAUACGAAGAACACAGUAAGUACUGUACCCAGUACACCCACUCAAGGUACUUACAGCCACAGCCGCCACAAUACAUAUUCGACAGAUCUAUCUAGCAUUGCAUCACCCAUGACUAGCCCGCUUUCCAAUGUCAAACCGUCCUCCGAUGCUGAUCCAUUUCGGAUCCCCAGUCCAUCUCUCAAUGCUUUUUCAUCUCCAAAUGCCGCUCCAUACGUCAACCCAUCGCCCAUACCCUGUCCCCGCAGCAAUCUCAGCGAAGAAAGCAUCGCCUUAACCGAACAUCUAGUUCGAGAGGGUAUCUACGGCGGUAUCGUCUACGACAUCGCUGCUUCUCCCAAUCUCUAUCCGACUCAUCCAGAACCACCAGUUCCCCAUCUCACAAAAAAGCUUACUCCCUCUCAACUUCAACGCAAAAAGAAACGCGCAGCCCGCAAACUCCAAUCUGCGCUACGAAAGCGCGCAAAGGCGGAGAAAAGAGAAAAGAAAGCUGCAGCGAAACAAGCUAAAACUACGCUUAAAAGAAUAAAAUCCCGAACUAGGAAAGCGAAACUAGCGGUGCAGAGUAAGAAAGGAACGUUGAAUUAUCUCACCAUUCGCGUCUUCUUCAGGAGCUUAGGAAAUGGAGUUAGAAUGAAGUGGCAAGGAGCUAGACGGAGACUGAGUCAGGUACAGUUUUCGAAGGUUCUGGGAGCGAGACAGGAGAGAAAGGUGGCGGGUGAUGGAUUUGAUUUUGUUUGUAGGGGAGAAAGCGAGGAUAAGAAUUGGGAGGAUGUGAGGAUGAGUGGUGGGGUUUUGGAGCCGAUGGCGAGUAGAGAGGGUGAGGAGAUUACGGAGUCGAAGGUGAAGGAGUGA
This is a messenger RNA of Botrytis porri, 2808 nucleotides long. RefSeq lists its product as uncharacterized. The transcript has a single exon. Lineage: Eukaryota; Fungi; Ascomycota; Leotiomycetes; Helotiales; Sclerotiniaceae. The record is from RefSeq and is a predicted model, not a curated record. The coding region runs from base 1 to 2808 and encodes 935 amino acids.